Myxocyprinus asiaticus (Chinese sucker) is the source of this 1220-nucleotide messenger RNA. It is a transcript of the gene gtf3aa, whose product is annotated as general transcription factor IIIAa. Bases 81 to 1220 code for a protein of 379 amino acids. The transcript is spliced from 9 exons. NCBI's taxonomy places the organism in Eukaryota, Metazoa, Chordata, Actinopteri, Cypriniformes, Catostomidae. Gene Ontology annotation, cellular component: nucleus. The record is from RefSeq and is a predicted model, not a curated record.
AUGUCGUCAGAAGUUCGACAUGGCGAUGAAAACGAAGGCGUACAUGUGGUAGCUGUAGUCACAGUUCUGUACUAUCGACAAUGACUGAAACUAAUGUUAAACCUAGCGGCACGUUUAUUUGUUCUUUUCCUGACUGUCAAGCGUCGUACAACAAAUUAUGGAAACUAGAAGCGCAUCUCUGCAAGCAUACAGGGGAGAGGCCAUUUAAGUGCGAGGAUACCGGCUGCAGCAAAUCUUUCUGCACGAAAUAUCAUCUGGCUCGUCAUACGCUGACACAUACCGGCGACAGACCUUACAUAUGCACGGAGGACGGGUGCAAUGAAGGAUUCACCACAAACGCAAACCUGAAGAAACAUAUUUCACGUAUUCACAGACGUGAGACAAAACAAUACAUAUGUACAUUUGAGGGAUGUGGCAAAGCAUUCAAGAAAAAUAACCAGUUGAAAACCCACGAGUGUUCACACACCAUGCUGCUCCCUUUCUUGUGCACGUAUGAAGGCUGUGAGAGACGCUUUUCACAACGGGGUAAACUGAAGCGGCAUGAGAAAGUACAUCAGGGCUAUUCUUGCACUGCUGCAGGCUGCUCAUUUGUGGGGAACAACUGGACAGAGAUGACAAAGCACAAAAAAGUACAUAUAGUCAUGGUACAGUGCGAUCAGUGUAAAAAGACAUUCAGGGAUAGCUGGUUCCUGCGACAGCAUCAACGUGUGCACUCGGAAGAGCGAGUGGUGUUUCACUGCCCCAGAGACGGAUGCACCCGCUCCUACACCACUGCAUUUAACCUGCAAAGCCACAUCCUGUCCUUCCACGAAGAGCAACGCUGCUUCACCUGUACUCACCCUGGCUGUGGCAAAUCCUUUGCAAUGAAGCAAAGCUUAGAGCGCCAUUGUGUGGUUCAUGACCCUGAAAAGAAGAAACAGAAGAAGCCCCGCGGAAAACGCUCUCUGGCAUCCCGUCUGAGUGGUCACAAACCAAAAAAGAAACGUCCAACAAAAGCAGAUAAAUCUUCAGAGCCCCCUCAAUUAAUUAGUCACUUAGAUUCUUUCAAAUCAGAAAGUCUUAAAAUCCAAAAAUCCGACUUACCAGAACCUGUCAUCUUAAAUUCAGAUAUGGAGCAUGUUAAAUCUAAAAGUGUUAUCAGCCAAUCAAAAUCCAUCUGUUCUGAGCUGAACGUCUCUUCAUGUCCAGUGGUCCAACUUUUAGAACCUCUCUUGUCAUAG